Molecule: messenger RNA, 4053 nt
Organism: Cladocopium goreaui
Lineage: Eukaryota; Dinophyceae; Suessiales; Symbiodiniaceae
Source: the annotation of a GenBank genome assembly
AUGACUUGGUUUCCACGCGCCGAGCUGCAUGAGGACAACCCUGAUGCAACUGUGCAGGAACUGGCAGCGGCUGUUUCCAAGCAGUUUGGAGAGGACAGUUCAGUGUAUGCCCGUGCAAUUUCUUGCAUUUCAGAUUCUGACUUCAGUUCUCAGCAGCGCAAGCUCAGAGCAAGUGCAUGCAACAAGUGGUUAUCAAUUUUGAUGGUUUCUUUGCAGUCGAGUGAUGUUGGCCGUAAUAUUGCAGCUUUGGGUCCACUUGCUGACCACCAUGCAGAAGCGUUGGAGAUUCUGGAAGCUGUCAUAGGAGUGCGGUCAUAUCACACGUCCAUCUGCGCGGCCAACGCAGUCCUGCGAUAUCUGAGGGAGACGUAUGCCAAGUUUGUCAUGGGAUUUGAAUGCAUGGAUACAAUUUUGAACAGCAAACGCCUGAGGGGUUUUAGCGACAUCAUGUUUGCCUCGAAGCGGAAGCUCCAGCAGGCGAAGACGUUGACGGUGCAGCAGGUGAAGGCUUUGCACCUGGUACUGGAAAACCCUGGAGCUGACAGUUUUGACAGGGCUGCGGCUGGAUUUUUGCUGACAGCAGUUUAUGGACGGUGCAGAGUGUCAGACUUGGCAUUUCUGGAUUCCAUUAGACAUGACCAUAACGGGCAAGACGGGUUUGUCGAAUUUUUCACAACCGUCCACAAGACUGGAAGGAGUGCUGCGAAGAAAUCUACGCUUUUGCCAAUUUUGUGCCCUGCUCACGGUGUAACGGGCUCCAAUUGGGCGGCAUUGGCAAAAUCAGUUUUUGAGCAGGUUGGCUUGGUUUUCAAUGGACCAGUUGCUGGACCCUUGCUAUGUCCUCCGAGUCACGAGGGGCCUUUCUUGUGCAAACGCAGUGUGACUUCAGGCGAGGUCGGAAAGUUGCUGAGAGGGUUGGUGGGCGAGGACAUUGAAGUCCCCAAUCGGGAUGUCCACCAUCUCAGUUCGCAUUCUUUGAAAGCGACAGGCCUCUCUUGGGCAGCCCGCUACGGAAUGUCGUGGCCGGACAGAGCGAUUCUUGGUCGCCACCAAUCUCACACGAACGAGACGGUGGCAGUCUACUCACGUGACCUUGCAAUUGGUCCGGUGACGCGCUUCGCCGAAGUCAUCAAAGCCAUCAAGGUUGGCGCUUUCUGCCCCGACGCGGAGAGGAGCCGUUUCUUUCCUUUCCCUCCAGUGCCACCGUCCAGUGAAGCAGCUGAACGACAGAAGGUGGUUCUCAGCGACAUGGUUGGAGCUGGCUGUGGCAAUGUGGAAAGAUGCAAGACUGAGUUGGACGAGUGCCCAGGGCAAGAUGUUGUCGUCAUUGACAGCAGCGAUUCGUCUGACAGUGAGAGUGGUGACUCAUGCAUAGAGACAGACGAAGGCAGUGCUGAGGAAGGGCCGCCAAAGAGGCCCAAGCUGCAAGAAGGCCGAGUCUUGCAUAGCGAGACCUCAUGGGUGGCCCACAGGAAAUCGGGCAUUUUGCAUUUCACGUGGUCUGAGCCUUCAGGUGGAUGCCCUGACAGACGGAUGACCGCAUGUGGAAGAACGGUCACUCCAAAUUUCGUGGCCAUGGACAAGUCCACAGAGGGCAAUGCCAUCUGCGUCAUCUGCCAGCGCAGGGCCAAGGAGUGCAGGUUGUCAGAUGCCGCAUUUCAGGAUUUGACGCGUUUGGGCCUUACCUCAUUUGGAUUGCUCGCAUACAGUUUUGGACAACCAGGACAGAACAUUGCAGAUGACUCAUUUAAUGCGUGGGUCAGACAAGAUGUGAAUCCAACAAUCACAUUGGCCGACAGUGCCGCACUGAAACGGCUGCUUUUCGAAGCACAUACAUUGGUGAUGGCGUCCUUGAAAGAGCAGGUGAUCGCACCGGAUGCAGCUGCCUCAAAGAAAGUUCCGGCUACGGAGCGUGAAUCCAAAAUGCAGCAUGUCAGGAACAGCCUCACCGGUCUCCUAAUUGAAGGGCCACUUGAUCCUGGACAUUCACUUCUCGAUGCCUGUGCUCAGAUGCAUUUUACCAAUGAAAUCAAGUACCUUGCUCCUGAACGUUGUGUUAGUCGCAUGCAUGAAGUGACACACCAGAAGAGCCCAGCGAAACAGGUGGAGAUCGAUUCGGACAGAUUGAUCAUCAAGGAACGAAAUGAAAUCCCAGAUGAAGCAGCGCAUUCAGCGCUCCAGGUGAAAGAAUCUUUAGAGCGCAGGGGAAUCGGACUGGUCUUUGCAGACCUGGUAUCCUAUGCAUCAUACAGCAAGUACCUGACGACGCUCUUCUCUCAUAUGCACAGGGACCCACCUCAAGGGUAUGCCAGGACCACAGUUUCCCAGAUUGUAUCAGCAGACAAAGCAGUAUGGGCUAAACUGUUGGAGGACGGAGUGAGGCCUCGUCGAGACCAAGCUGGUGCAUUGCCUCUGGACACGUGCCUUAUGAAGGCCUUGGAGUCGUACAUGGUAUCCUUCACCCUGCUGCCAAUGCCCCAACACAAGAAGCCAGCGGCUUCAGCGGCUUCCCCAAAACCGAAGGCUGCUGUGAAGACUCCACAGUUCAACAAGGUGGCCAAAGGAAAAGGGAAAUCAAAGGGCAGCAAUAAGGGCCCACGAGUGCCCUACCAAAUCAUUCAGGCGGGAGGAGUUGGUAAGACACCGGAUGGAUCGAACAUUUGCUUCAAGUAUAACAUCGAAGGUUGCAAUGAUGCUACCGAUGGGGAGCACCAUCACAAGCCCUGGGGACUUGUCUCUCCAGAGAGAUUUGCUACAGCUGAGGAAACAGCUUACCCACCGAAACUAGCAAAAGCCAUGGCAGAUGCCUUUACGCUUGCACUAGCAAACGACGGCCGUCAACCCAAAGCCUCAAAGACACCCCCAUUGUUAGUUUGGGGUGUGCCUUGGACGUGCAACGAUGUUGUCGAACAAGCCGCAAAGAAGGGGCAUCCGAGAUCAUUCAGUUCCAUGUUGCCAGAAGUUUUGCAAGAUGCAGUGGCCAAAAACCUUUCCAUGUCCAGUCUCGAGCUUGCUGAACUCAGGGCAAAAUGGUUUAAGAAAUGGACCUCAAGAGCCAGGCAUCUGGCACCACAAGAAGCAGAGUUCAAGCGCAGUUUGGCGCCCCAUUUGCAACAUAUCCUGCGUCCAAAACGACUCCUUUUGUUGAAAGAAAUCAUGGAGGAUGAAGGUUAUCCUGACCCUGGCGUUUUUGAUGAGCUUGCUUUCGGAACUGAACUUACAGGUUGUGUCCCACAGACUGGAGUGUUUGACCCUGUCUUUAAGCCAGCCCUUUUGACCACAUGCGAGCUUGCUGAACAGGCUGCAUCUUCGAAUCAGGCCAUUUUCCGGUCAGUCAGAUCGUCAGGAGAUAGUGAAGUGGACAAUAUCGUUUUUCAGAAAACGCUGGAAGAACGGGAUUCCGGCUGGUUGCGAGGGCCAGUGCCGUUUAGUGAACUUGGUUCAGGUUGCGUUCUCAGCAGACGUUUUGGCUUGAAACAAACAAACAAGGUGCGGCUGAUUGAUGACUUGAGCAAGUCCAAUAUUAAUUCCACCGUCCAGACCCCUGAAGCUCCUCGGCCACAUUCCACCGAUGUCGUGGCUUCCAUGGUGUUAGCGUUGUUGCAGGAAUCUUUGGGGAGCCGAGUUCUGGGCAAAACGUUCGAUCUGAAAUCAGCCUAUAGACAGCUGGGCAUCCACCCAAGUUCUUUGAAAUAUUCCUACAUCGCAUGCUUUGACCCCUCGUCCAGAGGACCGGCAGUUUUUCAGAUGUUAGCUGUACCAUUUGGAGGUUCCAGAUCGGUAUAUUCUUUUCUUCGCAUCGUGCGUGUGAUCUGGUGGAUCGCGUGCAAGUGUUUGGCAGUCAUGUGGACAAACUUCUAUGACGAUUUUGUUACCCUCAGUUUUGAAACUGAUGCCGAAAGAACUGGAGCUGCAGUUGAGCUUCUUUUUGAUCUCCUUGGAUGGCGUUUUGCACAAGAGGGUGACAAGGCCAUGCCGUUUGAUUCCAUCUUUGGGGCAGGCUCCAGUUUGCUGAUGGCCAGCUCUUUGGAAGAUUGGGCAAGCUUUGCCUAA